UCUGGUGCACCAGUUCAGUCUUUCUCCACCGGAGUUCCACUGUAGACAUGCGUUGUGCUGCCCUGAUCGCUUUGUGCCUUCUCGCACUUCUGGGCCAUUUGGAUGCCAAAGGACAAACACUCGAAAAUCUUCCUCACCCUGGAUUUAAAGAGAAACCAACAUCUCUUUGCUUGUGUCCAUUUACGUUGCUCCCUGUAUGCGGAGCGAAUGGGAAAACCUACAGCAACGACUGCCUUCUCAACUGCGACAAGGUUCGGUUAUCGAAACUAGGCGCAUGUGAUUCUAAACAUAUACUUGAAAUGGAUGAGAAGAAACCAUAUUUUCCUAUCAAUGGGUCUAAGACGGAACCAAUCAAAUAUGUUCCUGGGUUUGAACGCGGUUGCGCGUGUCCAUUACAUUUUGAUCCUGUAUGCGGAUCGGACAUGAAAAGCUACGCCAACGAAUGCUUUCUCAACUGCAAAAAUGUUGGUUUGGGUAGACAAGGAAAAUGUGAUGAUAAGGAUGAUAUAGUUGGACCAGGCAUUUUGGGCGAUGGUCUUGACCCUUGGUUUGGACGCCUUUGCGGGUGUACAUUUUUGCUUUCCCCUGUAUGCGGAGUGGACGGAAAAUCCUACGCCAACGCAUGCCGUCUAGAAUGCGAAAAUGUUCGGCUGUUGAAAGAUGGCCUAUGUAAUGAGAAAGAUACAAUUCAAGUUUAAGUCAUGAAACCAUAAAGUAUCGAAAACGCUGUUAUCUUCCUACUACACACACUUAUAAAAAUACUUCCCAAAACACAGCGACUUUUUGCCAAUACAUUCAGAGAAGAAGUUCUAAAAUAAAUAAAUACACCCUCUGAAUAAAAUAAAA
This is a messenger RNA of Drosophila santomea, 846 nucleotides long. Its product is annotated as serine protease inhibitor dipetalogastin-like. The record is from RefSeq and is a predicted model, not a curated record. Bases 48 to 698 code for a protein of 216 amino acids. The transcript has a single exon. Gene Ontology annotation, molecular function: protein binding. NCBI's taxonomy places the organism in Eukaryota, Metazoa, Arthropoda, Insecta, Diptera, Drosophilidae.